Phalacrocorax carbo (great cormorant) is the source of this 524-nucleotide messenger RNA. NCBI's taxonomy places the organism in Eukaryota, Metazoa, Chordata, Aves, Suliformes, Phalacrocoracidae. The record is from RefSeq and is a predicted model, not a curated record.
UCUCCCUUGCGAAAGACGAGAGCAGCUGUUAAAAUGCCCGAGCCGGCCAAGUCCGCCCCCGCGCCCAAGAAGGGCUCCAAGAAGGCGGUGACCAAGACGCAGAAGAAGGGCGACAAGAAGCGCAAGAAGAGCCGCAAGGAGAGCUACUCGAUCUACGUGUACAAGGUGCUGAAGCAGGUGCACCCCGACACGGGCAUCUCGUCCAAGGCCAUGGGCAUCAUGAACUCCUUCGUGAACGACAUCUUCGAGCGCAUCGCCGGCGAGGCCUCUCGCCUGGCGCACUACAACAAGCGCUCCACCAUCACCUCGCGGGAGAUCCAGACGGCCGUGCGGCUCCUGCUGCCCGGCGAGCUGGCCAAGCACGCCGUCUCCGAGGGCACCAAGGCUGUCACCAAGUACACCAGCUCCAAGUAAAAGUAGAACGGUUUUAAUCUAUAACCCAAAGGCUCUUUUAAGAGCCACCCACAUACUCCCUGAAAGAGCUUUAACACAGUAUCGUCUUUAUUGUGAAAAUGUAGUUAAAU